Messenger RNA from Oppiella nova, 445 nucleotides. The record is from the annotation of a GenBank genome assembly. NCBI's taxonomy places the organism in Eukaryota, Metazoa, Arthropoda, Arachnida, Sarcoptiformes, Oppiidae.
GUUUUGUUUAGACAACUUAUUGAAAGUAACAGUCAUUUGUUGCAUACAUUGUCUCGCAAACUGGUCACCACUUCCACACAUUAAGACUUCGUGUCAACAAUCACCACUGAAGACAUCCACUGGUAUGGCAUCGGAGGAGACUCAGUACCUGGGCUUCGGGAACCUUCCCAAUCAGGUGCACCGGAAGGCCCACAAAAAGGGCUUUGAGUUCACGCUGAUGGUGGUGGGGGAGAGUGGUCUCGGGAAGUCCACUCUUAUCAACUGUAUCUUCAACACUGGCAUCAAAAGCAAUCGCAAACCACUGACGGCUGUCCAACAGCUCGAGUCCACUCUUAAGAUUGAGACGCAAACGGUAGACAUUGAGGAAAGGGGUGUCAAACUGAAACUAACCUUGUGGACACUCCAGGCUUUGGUGACUCAUUGGAUUCGAGCGAUAAUUGCAAAC